Epinephelus lanceolatus (giant grouper) is the source of this 3584-nucleotide messenger RNA. It is a transcript of the gene fads6, whose product is annotated as fatty acid desaturase 6. Gene Ontology annotation, molecular function: oxidoreductase activity, acting on paired donors, with oxidation of a pair of donors resulting in the reduction of molecular oxygen to two molecules of water. Gene Ontology annotation, biological process: lipid metabolic process. The record is from RefSeq and is a predicted model, not a curated record. NCBI's taxonomy places the organism in Eukaryota, Metazoa, Chordata, Actinopteri, Perciformes, Serranidae. Gene Ontology annotation, cellular component: membrane.
AUGCAGAGUGUACCGGAGGAGUGGAGGGAAGGACGGGAUGAGAGGACACAGGAGACCUUAGUCCAGAGGAAAGGGGGCUCAGACAUGAAGAAUGGAGGAGGUGUAGAGGAGGAGAAGGACUCGCUGAUGAUGGAGCUGACGAGACUGGUGCAGAAGAUGGUGAAGGAGAGCAGCUGGUGGGAGAGAAGAGGGAUCGACUGCAGCAUCCUGGCAGCAGCAUUCCUCUGUCUGCCGCCCGCCUUCCUGCUGCUGGGCUCCUCUCAGCUUCUGUGGUUUGCAGCUGGCAUGCUGCUGAUGGGCGUGGCGCACGCUGUCAUCACCAUCAAAGGGACACAUCUGGCUAGCCACGGGUCGCUGAGCGAGUCGCAGGCCUGGGGGAAGUUCUGGGCCGUUUUCUUCAUCGAGAUCUGCGGCUCAUUCUCAGCGCAAGCCGGCGUUCACGGCCACAUUAAGAUGCAUCAUGCUCAUACUAAUGUCAUUGGACUGGGGGACUCCAGCGUUUGGAAGGUCCCCUUCCUGCCUCGCACUGUCUACCUGUUCAUAGCUCCCCUGGCCGUGCCCAUCAUCACUCCACUCGUUGCACUCGCUCAUCUCAGAGGACACUCUCUGGCUCUGGUGCUCAGGACCAUGCUGAUGGUAACACUGGGGCUGUAUUCACAGUACUGGCUGCUGAUCCACGUCUCUGGCUUCCAGUCGCCUCUCAGUGCUUUGCUCUGUAUGCUUGUGUGCAGAGCGAUGUUCUCCAUGCCGUACAUCCAUGUCAACAUUUUCCAGCACAUCGGCCUCCGCAUGUUCUCUCCAACCCGCCGUCCGAAGAGGAUCUACCAGAUGACCCACGGAGUCCUGAACCUGCCACGUAACCCCGUGCUGGACUGGGUGUUCGGACACUCGCUUAUCAACUGCCACGUGGAGCACCAUCUCUUCCCCUUCCUGUCUGAUAACAUGUGUCUGAAGGUGAAGCCUGUCGUGUCCAAAUACCUGACGGAGAAGAAGCUCCCGUACCAGGAGGACAGCUACCUCUCUCGUCUGCACCUUUUCUUCCACAAAUACCAGGAGCUGAUGGUGUUCGCCCCGCCCAUCUCAGAGCUGGUGGGCGUGCAGUGAUGAAGGAGACAAACUGUUGACACUAAUGACUGCUGCUCCAAAGCACAAGCUUCAGUGUUCAAAGUGACACGUUAGAAACCUCCACAGUCCAGGUUUGACCUGCCUCUGACACACAGAGUUUAAUCAGUAACACAGUAUGAUCCAUGUAGUUUGAUUAAAUUACUCCUUAUGAUUGAUUUUUAGGAAUAUUGUAAGAGCUGAGUGAAUAUUCUGCACUGUUAGAUCAGGGCUCGAUUGCUCGUGUCUGUUGUCAUUGACAUGGCUACCAGUAAAGGCUACCGUUAUACUUUGAACAUCGUUUCCAAGUCCUGGUAAUUAUACGAGUAUCACAGGAACAUAUACUCACCCCGCAUUCGGGAGUCAAGCUAUACUACAACAGUAUAUCUAGGAAACCACAACAUAAUUAGCACAAAGAUAAGAGCUCACCUGAUUUAAUGUGUGCUGCUAUUUCUCCACUGACCUGAGGUCUGGUUUAUGAGACAUGAUUCCCACUGGAGACCUCAUUCACUGCAGCAGUAAAAAAAUAAUGACCCAUUCUAGGGCUGGGCGAUAUGGACUGAAAUUCAUAUCUCUGUAUUUUCAGGCUCAACGACGAUACACGAUAUAUAUCUCAGUGUUUUCUUCGUGUUCAGCUGCAGGUCAAAGACACAUUUAAGACGUCAGGAGCACUUUUAUAAAAACAGACUGUGAUCAGAAUAAAAAGCAAAGACAGGGAUUUUCUCCCUGUUUGAAAAUAAACAGCUGCACAACAUGUAAAUGGGAAAUGAUAUCAAAUAAACAGCAGGGCUGCACGUUAAAUCUGUGCACACAGCACUGCAGCUGCAGAGGUUUAAAGGUUUGCAGCGCACAACACUGAACUAUAACAUGACUGUAAAAGUGUCAGUUAGGUUUGAAACAGUUAAAAAUCUUCGUGGGCGGAGUUAAACAGUUGUUCUCCAUCUGUCGGCCGUUCAGAUGAAUCUAGCGCUGGAAAUGAUUUAAAUAUUUUAAUCUUAUUUCUGCACAGAGCAUCAACAGAGAGGCCGAGGGAGACAGAGACACUUUGUCCUCCGUAUAUACGUCUUGUGUGUGAAACAUCUGUCUCAGUGUCACACAUCAGACUAUAACGACCAAGAUGAACGGCGACACGCUAUGAUCCACCUCACACACAACCUAGCAAACGCUCACCUGACACAAUCAGGCAGCUCUGUCUCCCACACAUGCAGCACAGCGCUGUACUGCACGUGUGAUGCUGCGGUCAUUUACUUCAUCUCACAGACUGAUGUAGCGCAGCACGUGCAGCGUACAGACCGACGUCACACUGUAGACUAAUGAACAUGAUGACGGAUUAAACACAGGAGCAGUGUUGAUGGAGAAACUGUGCAGAGUGUGUGAGAGAGGAGAGAUGAACACUGGAAUGACAUUAUGUAACGCAGCUUGAGCCUGUAUUGAAGUAAGCCAUGUCUAAAUUUAUAUCUUGCUUGAAAAUAUAUCGAUAUAUCACACGUAGUCGUCAUAUCGCCCAGUCCUGAUUCAUUCAUGUAAAAGUUGCAGCACAACAGUAGUAUACUCAACACAGCAACAGAAACAUAACACAGGAACUAAAGUUACAGCAUCUUAUAAACUAUAAAACACUUGUCUUGCACAGUAAGAAUCAUUUUACAUGUUUCCUGUGAUCAUUAUGUAGCAGUAAUAUUUCACCUGUAAAGGAAGUUCAUUUAUGAGCAGGUUGUUUUUCACAUUUGUUUCUCUGUGCUUCUAGUUUUUAGGUUAAGCUCAAGGCCAAAACACACAGGUGGAGUCAUUGACGCAAGUCAAGUGCCGCCCCCAACACACACAAAAAGUGUCGCGCUGCGGGGCGUCAACUGGAUUUCUAUUGCACACUCCAGUCCGGGAAGCUGGGAAGUACAAAUAGCGCUUUUUCAAGGGCGGCAAUGCUGGAAAAAUAGGACAAUAGCGUAAAGUGACGCGGCGCGGCAAAUUGACGCGCGUUGAGCCGCCGCUGGUGUGUUUUGGCCUUCAGCCAAUCACCUGCAGGCUCCAAACACACACACACACACACACACACACACACACACAGAAACCACUGUCCACCAGAUACUGUAGUUUUUACUCCACUACAUUCACUUGAUAACUUCAUUUACUUUACAAAUUAGAAGAAUCUAAUAAUAGUUUCAGUUUCAGUUCAUUUUUCAUGCAAAAACAUUGAACUGUUUGAGCUUUUUAAAAUGAGAAUGUGUUGCUUUUUCUUUAAAAAAAAAGUAAAUCAAUUUAAUAAAUCAAAAUAAUUCAAAUUUAAUUUGAUUUAUUGAAUUGAUUUACAUUUUUCUGCAUUGAGCGUUUUUUUUACGUCUAAUACUACAAUGCAGGACUUUUACCAGUAUUUUUACAGUGUGCUUUUAUUUAAGUAAAGGAUCUGAACACUGCCUGGAGAUGAGUUUUAGCACUCGUGGUUCCCUCGUCUCAGAGUCAGUAUCAAAUAAAGUCUGUGGUUAACACAA